Mauremys mutica (yellowpond turtle) is the source of this 8354-nucleotide messenger RNA. RefSeq names its product acyl-CoA synthetase long chain family member 6 (gene ACSL6). Gene Ontology annotation, molecular function: arachidonate-CoA ligase activity. Lineage: Eukaryota; Metazoa; Chordata; Testudines; Geoemydidae. The transcript has 23 exons. Gene Ontology annotation, biological process: long-chain fatty-acyl-CoA biosynthetic process; long-chain fatty acid metabolic process; very long-chain fatty acid metabolic process. Gene Ontology annotation, cellular component: endoplasmic reticulum; membrane. The coding region runs from base 95 to 2338 and encodes 747 amino acids. The record is from RefSeq and is a predicted model, not a curated record.
AAGUGGCUCCGGAAAGAUGUCUUCUAACAUCAUGCUGUGAUGAAGGCUCAAAUUCCUGAAGGCAGUAAUUCCACAGGUGGCUGACGAUGUGAAUAUGGCUAUGCAAAGGGAUGAGAAGCUCAGCUGCAAAAACAAUGAGAGUUUUAUCAAAUUUAAGGCAUUUGCUCUUCAUACAGCUCUGUUUCUGGGUCAGCAUAGCAGUAUGUUUAUAAAAGAAUUUGCCCUUUCAAUCUUUGAAAAGAUGCAAGCACAGGAAAUCCUGAGGAGCCUGCGGCUGCCUGAGUUUGACAACUUCAGCCAGUUUUUCCACAGCUUGCCAGCUACCACCUUAGUUGGCAUUGGUGCCUUUGCAGCUGUGAUCGCAUACUGGUUUGCUAGCCGGCCAAAGGCUUUGAAGCCACCAUGUGACCUCUUGAUGCAGUCAGAAGAAGUUGAGGGCUGGGAAGGAGCUCGGCGGUCCGUGAUAGGUGACAGCACAGAAUUGUUAACUCACUACUAUGAUGAUGCAAGGACAAUGUAUGAAGUAUUUAGAAGGGGAUUUAACAUAUCUGAGAAUGGUCCCUGUCUAGGAUUCAGAAAGCCCAAGCAGCCUUACCAAUGGUUGUCGUAUAAAGAGGUCUCUGAAAGAGCAGAAGCUUUAGGAUCUGGGUUACUCCAACAGGGAUGUAAACCAUCAACAAGUCAGUUUAUUGGGGUCUUCGCACAAAACCGUCCAGAGUGGAUCAUUUCUGAGCUGGCUUGUUAUACCUAUUCUAUGGUGGUGGUCCCCCUGUAUGACACAUUAGGUCAUGGAGCCAUUCGUUACAUUAUCAACACAGCUGAUAUUUCCACAGUAAUCUGUGACAAACCAGAAAAGGCCAGAAUCCUCCUGGAUCAUGUGGAGAAAAGAGAAACGCCAGGCUUAAAGUCUGUUAUUCUGAUGGACCCUUUUGAGAAGGACCUACAGGAAAGAGGGAAAAGAUGUGGUGUUCACGUCCAGUCCAUGCAGGAAGUAGAGGCUUGUGGCCGUGAGAGUUGGCAUGUCCCUGUGCCUCCUCAACCAGAAGAUCUGUCGAUUGUCUGUUUUACUAGUGGCACUACAGGGAACCCCAAAGGUGCUAUGCUGACUCACAGGAACGUGGUUGCUGAUUUUUCUGGCUUUCUGAAGGUGACAGAGAAAGUGAUCUUUCCGAGACAGGACGAUGUGCUCAUCUCCUUCCUGCCUCUGGCUCACAUGUUUGAAAGAGUUAUACAGUCUGUCGUAUAUUGCCAUGGUGGGCGAAUUGGAUUCUUUCAAGGAGAUAUCCGUCUCUUAUCGGAUGAUAUGAAAGCACUGCGUCCAACCAUUUUCCCUGUUGUACCACGAUUAUUAAAUAGAAUGUAUGAUAAGAUCUUUAGCCAAGCAGAUACUCCAUUGAAACGUUGGCUUCUGGAAUUUGCUGCAAAGCGUAAAAAGGCUGAAGUUCAAAGUGGAAUCAUUAGAAAUGACAGUUUGUGGGAUAAACUAUUUUUUAAUAAAAUCCAGGCAAGCCUUGGUGGGUGUGUUAGGAUGAUUGUAACGGGAGCUGCCCCUGCUUCUCCAACUGUUCUGGGGUUCCUUCGGGCAGCACUUGGAUGUCAGGUUUAUGAAGGUUACGGUCAAACAGAGUGCACAGCAGGAUGUACCUUUACCACUCCGGGUGACUGGACUUCAGGUCACGUAGGAGCCCCUCUGCCCUGCAAUUUAAUCAAACUGAUGGAUGUGGAAGAGAUGAAUUAUUUUGCUUCGAAAGGAGAAGGAGAGAUAUGUGUGAAAGGACCCAAUGUUUUUAAAGGUUAUCUAAAAGAUGGCGAGAAGACAGCUGAAGCUCUGGAUAAAGAAGGAUGGCUUCAUACUGGAGACAUUGGGAAAUGGUUACCUACUGGGACACUUAAAAUUAUUGAUCGGAAAAAGCAUAUAUUUAAACUUGCUCAGGGAGAAUAUAUUGCGCCUGAAAAGAUUGAGAAUAUCUACAUCCGCAGUGAGCCUAUUGCCCAGAUAUAUGUGCAUGGAGACAGCUUACAGGCCUUCUUGGUGGGAAUUGUUGUACCUGAUUCUGAAGUCAUGCCAGGCUGGGCAAGAAAAAGAGGGUUUGAGGGAACAUAUGCAGAGCUCUGUAAAAAUACGGAACUGACACAAGCAAUAAUGGAAGAUAUGGUGCGGCUAGGGAAGGAAGGUGGACUUCAUUCUUUUGAGCAGGUCAAAGCCAUUUACAUCCACUCUGAUAUGUUCUCAAUACAAAAUGGCUUGCUGACACCAACACUAAAGGCUAGGAGACGAGAGCUAAGAGAUUACUUCAAAAAACAAAUAGAAGAGCUUUAUUCAAGUGUCUCCGUAUGAAGCGGCAGGAAAUUCUUCUGAAUAAUGGACUUUGUAGCAAUAUUAAAGUACGUACUCAAAAGUACAGAGCCAGAAUGACACAGUUGAAAUGAAUAAGCACCUGACCUUGUGUCUGAACCUUUUGUUGUUCCAAGACCUCACCACUGAUAUAACAGUAAUCUUCCUUUUUCAUCAGCUGUAGUACCUUAUCUUUUUACAGUAUGUACGCUGUAGGAGACUACUGAAAACUACACUACAUAUCCAUAGAAAGAUACAUAAAUUCCAGCACAUCUUAAAGUAUAUCAUGGAAGGUUACAUUAUUAUUAAUGUCCCCAAAUACUAUUGAUUACACAUCAGGAAAAAGGUAUGUGAUAUAUCUGUUGAUAUGAUUGUAUAUAACAUUAUAGAUUAGUGACUGAAAUCCUGGAUAAUUCAAUAAUGUGGUCUACCUCAAACAUUCAAAGACUGAUAAUUAAAAUCACAACUAAGUCUGUUUUCCCUAACCUAGAACUUCAAGCUAGAUCUUUGGUCGUUUUGUUUUGGUUUUUUAAGUGACAGCUUUUAUACUCUGCAAGACAAAUUCCAUUGACUUUAUGUAAUCAUCAAUGAUCUGACUAACAGAGAACGAGGAAAUAAAUCUCCUGAUUUCAUUUGUAUGUAAUAUACCCAUCAGCAUAUUAGGCCUAAUGGAAAAACCCAGAUUAAUACCACUUCGUAAUUGCAAAAAUAUUUUAGGAAGUUAUAGAAUUCCCUGUAUUUCUUUUUUCAGUGCAUCUGAACUCAGUUUAUAGAAUGGCAGAUAGAUCUUCCUUGAGAUGCUGAUUCAGCACAAUAUGCCCAUGGGUUCAUACAUGCACAAGCUGGGAAGGCUGUGGAAGGAUUGGUGGCUCUUUGGCAGACUGAUCUAUUCAUAAGGGUCAACUUUCUGUGGGAGCUACAAAAUAAAAAGCUUCACAAGAGGAGGAUAACUAGUGUAAAUGAACCCUCACCAUCCUAUACACUCCUGAUUCUUAAUUUAUUGCUUCACAUGCUGCUAGUGCUGUGCAGUCCCAUCAGAUUAACUCCCUGGCACAGCUGCAGGUAGAGGAAUGGAGCUCUGCCCCAAUGUAUGAACUAUAAUGGUGAACAAUGUUCAGUAAAACAAAUUUACUUGCUAGAAAUGGUGACAUCAUAUUCCCAUUGCUGUAGCGCAACAGUGAAGGGCCUCUCUUGUGUUGCCGAAGAUGUUACUCCUGAGUGCCCAUGUUGCUGAGGGGGAAGCUUCCUUGAUGAUUUGCCUUCCCACCACCAUUGUGAGAUGGCAUGGUGUGAGGUACGGUUACCACCUGGCAGGUAUUUGACCAGCCUGGCUGGGUUUUUUAUGGAUUUACCAGAAAAAUAAUUUAGUCUGCCAGGUUAUCUUUUUUAAGGAUUUGCCUAAGGAUUUGCAUUAUGAUCAUAAUACACUUGGAUAUCUAAUGUCAAAAGUCUCUGUGCAGCUAAAGAUGCUGCAGUGUUCCCACUUCUGCAGUUUAAGCGAUAACUGCUUAAACGUGUUUGAAAAUACAGUAGCAACAUGCGUGUGUGUGAGAGAGGGUUUGAGUCAUGCGAGAGUGAUACCAUCACGUGUUAUCUCUUGGGUGACCAUAUUUCCCAAGGGGAAAAUGGGAUACCCCCAGCUGCUCGCCCGAACUGCCACCCCCCCGGUACAAGGCCGUUCAGUCACUGGAACCCUGCCACUUCCCCCUCCCCUCCCCAUGCAAGGCUGUUGCUGGUCACCUGAACCCUGCCCACCUCCACAAGGUUGUUGGCCGGUCGCUGGAACCCUGCCGGAUCUCUGCAUGCUGGAAAGUUUCCUUCCCCCGCCCCAGCCCUACCUCCCUCUUGCACAGGGCUGGCAUCUCUACUCGCUUCCCUUUCCUCCACAUCGCAUCCUGCUCUUUUGCAAAAGUGGGCAUUUGUCCUGAUUGCUCUUGCCAACUGAUCAAGUUACCUUGUGGUUGGGGGUUGGAGUUGCAGCAGGCUUGGGGCGGGGUGGUGGGCGGAGAGGGAAGGUACUGCGUUUUUUUGCGUUUCAAAAGUGGUAACCCUAGUGGGAGGGGGCACAGGUUUCUUUCUGAUGGGUCUUUAAAAUUGAGCUUACAGCUAGGGAAAGACUGAUCUUUGUGCUACAACCACUUAAAUUUUUUUCCUUGACUGAAUCAAGAUCUAUCAAAGAAGAACCCUUCCCUGUAUUUUGGACAUUUGCAAAGCUCUAAUACAAGUCCAUGACCCCAAUUACCAUAUAAAGCAGUUAGUCUGGAUAAAGCCUUAGCCUUCACUGUGGCAAAGGGGAAGCCACUAGAAAGGCAGUAUCUCCCCAGUGGAAUAGGAGCAGACUCUGGAACUACAUGCUCAAACAGCAUGGUGUUAAAAGCUGCAGGCCUAAACAAUUCAAGGAACUUGAGGACACUCCAUGAGUCAACAGCCUUGGUGGUUUCUUUCAGCUGAACUUAUUUUUUUAAUAGCUGCUAUUAGUUAUACCAAUCCACACACUAGCAUGAGGCUGCUAGAUGACCUGGUUUGCUAGGGCUGUGACUACAAACUUAUUUUUCUGUAUGAGACUGGAGUCCAUCAAUAGUUUUCAUACUAAAAAGCCUAUUAAUUAAACUAUUAAUCUAUAUCUUCCCUCUGAAAUUCCAUUGCAUGCUUUAAAAGAAAUGAAAUGAAUUGAACUAAUGAGGUAGGUUUAUUCAGUCUGUUUUAUUAAAGUCAUUUCAGAACAAACAGCUAAAAAUACACAGGAGACUGCGUCUGUUACAUAAUCUCGCUUGUACAGCACGUGUUUAUUUGAUUUAUCAAAUGUGCAUUCUAUGGGCCUGAUUCUUCAUUGCCCUGCAUCUUGUGUAGUCAUUUCCAUCAGUAGAAAAUUGGUGUAAAACACUACCAUUGCGAUCUGGUAGUGUUUUACACUCAUGUUACACUGAUAUAAAUGACUAUCCACAGUGCAAAGCAUCAGAGCAUCAGGUGCAAUACCUUUUUUCUCCUUUAAGCAAAUAUGAGCUAUUUUAGGAACCAGUGACUAGUUCCUUAAAUAAACAGAUGUGUAAAAGAAGCUAUUUUCCACUAACCUUUCUCUACAGCAUGAAUUGAAUUUACUUGCCUUUUCCUCUAAAAUGAUUCAGUCCAUCUGACCUGUCCAGACAACUGAGGAUCCUAAUUUGAAUUUAUUUAUGCUUGUUAAUUUUAAUACUAGAGGGGGUGGGAGUAGGAGUUGGAAGAAAAAAAUAUGUACAUGACCACACCAAGGUGAUGUCAAAUUUGGAAAGAAUUGGCUCAAAUGAAUAUUUUUCUACAGCCACAUCCCAAAAGUGUGUCAAUUUUUAAAUCUUGGGGAAAACCCUGGGUACAUGAACUAAAGCCACCCUCACCCCCCCGGUAAUUUUAUCUUGCGUAAUUAGAACUUCCUCUGCAGAUCACCCUCAGCCUCAAUAACCUCGGAAACAUUAGAAAGGAUUAAAACCUCAAAUGAAUAUGUGCCUAAAUAUGUUCUUUAACGUGAUAAGCACUAACAUGCUUUCCUUAAAUAUCUGGCACACCUGUCUUCCUUUUGCAUGUUUUGUUUUUCCCUUAAGUGAAAAUAUUUAUUUUCACUGCAAGGAAAAUCCCAGUGUUCAUUAGGUUUGAGUUCCCUGUGACCUCUUUAUAGUAUCUCAGGGUAAUAAUUUACGCAGUGUGUUGUGUAUCUUUAUCUUAUUUGAGAAUUCCCCUUAAAAACUCAAGUGCCAUCAAAUAAAUGAUAGUAUGUACUGCUCUUCUCCAGAAACAUUUCUCCUCUGGAUGGCUUAAAAAUAAGUAUUUUCAUCUUAUCACUUGAAGGUAUAGGGGCUGAUUCUUAUACAAACCAGCGAGAAGAAAAAGUAGUUAACUCCACUGAAGUCAAUGGAGUUACACUGGUGUGAAAUCAGGGUCAGAUGAGAAUAGGGCCCCUGUGGUGCGCCGAUUGUCUGGUCCCCCAAAGAUGGCAUCUCUUUGAGCAGACUAGUAUGUUGAGGUCGUUCUACAAUUCAUUUUCCUUCAUAAUAUGAUGUGCUCUUCCCCUUUAUAUAGUCAAAAAAAAGUUUCCUUGGGCCUGAUACUAUGUCCACUGAAAAGAUUGCCUCCUUUGCUCAUAUGAGAAAACCAGAUUCAAACAUACCUUCAAGCCCAAUCCCCUUGAGAGAAUGAUGCAUAGUUAUAUAUAGUUAUAUAUGAUGAUCUUCACUCAGUAUAUUUCAUAGCCAACAUACCUCCCCUGCCCCAGAAACCAUCAAAGAAGAUACACGAUAGAACUCGCACAGCAUUGAGUCCUAACCUUACAGAACUGGCAAUAUGUGUAAUUAAGUAAUGCGGUACUGAAAGGCAAAUGUUCAGGGUAAAAUAUUUGAUUCUAUAGUGUACAUUAUAGAGAAAAAGUGGUAAUCCCUUUGCUGCUCAAGUAGGCUUUUACAGUACAUUAUGCAAUUGCUACUAUCUCAGCAAUAGUAAGGUCCAGUGUCAUUACUGCCUUGGGUAUGAUUUUGCUGCAUAUAACAAAGAAAUUUGUCUUUAAUAAUUCUUCUAGAAUGAAUCAAAUUGAGUUCAUUUCUUUUCCAUGUGUGAAAAGCACAAUCUUGUGAUCUAUAUGUAAAUAAACUACUAUAAGAUGAAUGUAAACUCAGAAAGAAUAUACUAUUUUUGCAUGACAACAGGCCACUUAAAGAUGUGUUGAUGUCUCACAGAAAACUUUAAAAAAACAUUUUGAGGGGCAACUCUAUCAAAAUUCUGCAUUUCUCUUGUUCUCUUGUUCUGUUAUUAUAAGGGAACAGAUAUAUGAAAACAGGAUCUUUGUUGCUUUUUGGAGUUCUGUUCCUCUUUUCCUAGGGUUCCAUUCUUGCAAGAAGUAGAGUAUCUACUGUCAGUUGCUAAGAUGACUUUGCUCCUGUCUGGAAAUUGAGGGCACUCACCACUCAUUUUGGAGAAGGUACUAAAGAACUAAAGCUCUAUCAGGCCCAUGCUCCUUAAAUUAAAAAAUUAUUACUGGCAUAAAUGGGCACAACUCCACUGACUCCAGUGAAAUUGUGCAUUACACCAGCAGUAAUUUGAGCCAAGGGAAUGUCUGUGAAUCUCAAUUAGUUGCUAUAAUUAUGAUGUCACACAGAUCGUUGUAUCUUAAAAUGAGGAAUUAACAAGAAGAGAUUAAUUUUUAAGGAAUAAAAUCCCAGAUGAAAUUCUGGCCUCACUGAAAUCAAUGGGAGUUUUAACACUGACUUCAGUGAAGCCAGGAUUUCAUUCCUGUCUUUAAGCAAAAGCCUUUAACAUUCAACAGUCAGGGGAGAACACCAGAAAAUUGUACCUAAGUGGAACUGUUCCCAAACAGAAUGUUUUCCAUGAGACAUCAGAGCCUCUUUAACCCCUUCACUUUAGUAUACUAUUUUGUUAUGUGUUUAAAAAACAUAACUGCAACAAACACACAAAUCAGACUUUUUCUUACAUGUUGCUUAUUCAAUUUUCAACUGAAGUGAAGGGAUUAAAAUCUAUGACUUAUAAAUAUGUGUAAAAAGGCAUCUUAACUGUAAUGAAAGAUUUUUCAGUUUUGGUAUAAUAGCAUGUAUAUCAAAAAUAUAAAAGGCAUCUAUGUAAACUUUUGUAAAGAACUAAACUGUCACAUUUCUCAAAAUUGCUCAUAAAACAUUCUUGUGCAUUGACUUACAAUAAAAUCUUUUAUAAAAUCUUAUUCCAACACUCUGUCCACAUGAUCAGAAACUAGUCAUUCAGAAUGUGUGCCUAUACUAAACAUACAGAAGGAAAGAAAAAACAGUGAGCAAGGGAAUAUUGGAACCCGAGAUAAAUAUUAGCAAUCUUCAAUGAACUGGAUGUUUCAAAUUUCUCCAAGAGAUGGCCAUACAACAGCCUUUCUGUAAUGGUUUCAGCUCACUGUUGUUUUAAAACAAACAAUAAAAUAACCAAAUGUGUAAGCUUGUUUAAUAGAAUUAACUAUUGGGAAUGCAUAGUAUUUUUUCAGAACUUGUGCUUAAAACAAUAAAUUUUAAAAUUAUUC